This is a messenger RNA of Dinoponera quadriceps, 1865 nucleotides long. RefSeq names its product vacuolar protein sorting-associated protein 33A (gene car). NCBI's taxonomy places the organism in Eukaryota, Metazoa, Arthropoda, Insecta, Hymenoptera, Formicidae. The coding region runs from base 1 to 1836 and encodes 611 amino acids. The record is from RefSeq and is a predicted model, not a curated record. Gene Ontology annotation, biological process: intracellular protein transport; vesicle-mediated transport. The transcript has 8 exons. Gene Ontology annotation, cellular component: lysosome; CORVET complex.
AUGUCAUCGCCGUACUUGACAGGAGGCAGGUUAAACGUUGGCCUUAUUCAAGAACAAGCCAGGAAACAGUUACUUUGUUUGCUGGAGAAAUGCGAUGGUUCGAAGGCUAUUAUAUGGGAUCAGUCAUUGGCUGGACCAAUUGGUCUUGUGGCAAAAUAUAAUUUGUUAGAAGAAUACGGUGUUGUGAAAAUGUAUCCGUUAUAUGGUGGAACUUUGACAAUACCAUCAAACAUUGCUAACAUCAUAUUUAUAUCGAGACCACAAUUAGAGCUUAUGGACUUAAUAGCAGAGAAUAUUCGUGGAGAGGAAGAUAAAAAGCCACGUAAAGAAUUCCACUUAUUUUUUGUGCCGCGUAAGAGUCUACUUUGCCAAAAGAAGCUUCAGAAUCGUGGUGUAUUUGGCAAUUUUACACUGAUAGAAGAAUUUAAAUGCGACCUCUUCCCAUUCGACAAUGACUUACUGUCGAUGGAGCUGAGUAAUUCUUUCAAAGAAUUUUACUUGGAAAACGAUCCUACUUGUUUAUAUCAAGUCGCACAGGCUAUACAAGGUUUGCAGAGAUUGUAUGGAAAAAUUGUGAAAGUCACGGGGAGAGGACCAGCUGCUAGCAAAGUUUGGGAAUUACUAGAGAGAUUAAACAGAGAAGAAGAAGACACAUUAAAUAAGAUAAGGGCUGUCUCCUCCGUUGCCAUUGAACAUUUGUUACUAUUGGAUCGAUCUGUGGAUUUACUUUCACCUUUGGUCACACAGUUGACUUACGAAGGUUUAAUCGAUGAGAUAUUUGGAAUAAAAUACAAUACCGUGCAAUUGCCUGCAAGAAAGUUCCACGAUUCCGACGAUUCUCCCACAGCGAUGUCGUUAAAUGAGAAAGAACAAAUCAUAUUGAAUUCAGGGGAAGAACUUUUCGCUGAAAUUAGAGACAAAAAUUUCAAUGGUGUCGGGCCAGUUCUCAGUAGGAAAGCCAAAGUAAUAUCGUCCCAAUUUGACGAAAGGCACGGGGACAAGAGUGUGCAAGAAAUCAAACAGUUUGUCGCAAGGCUACCGCAUAUGCUAGCCACCAAGCAGUCUUUGGCAAGGCACACUACGAUCGCGGAGAUGAUAAAGGAAGUCACAGAUUCGAGCAGCUUCUUGGAAUCGCUGCAAGUCGAGCAAGAACUGUUAAAUUGCAUCGACACGGACAAACCGAAUGCUUACAUCGAGGACAUGAUAGCGCAGCAACAGCCGUUGCUGAAAGUUUUACGUCUUCUUUGCAUACAGUCGUUGACGAAUUCCGGUUUAAAACCGAAGCUGCUGGAUUAUUACAAGAGGGAGAUAAUACACACUUACGGAUUCCAGCAUCUGCCGACUAUAUUAAAUUUGGAAAAAGCCGGAUUGCUGAAGCAGCAACAGUCGGUGCGGCAAUACGCGGUUCUGAGGAAGGCGUUGAGGCUCACAGUCGAGGACGAAAGUGAAAUAACGCCGAAAGACAUCAGUUACGUACACUCCAUAUACGCGCCACUAAGUGUGAGAUUAGCGGAGCAACUGGUGCAACCGAGUGGGUGGCAAGGAUUAAACGACAUGAUGGGAUUAUUGCCAGGCCCUACCGUGAGCAGUGUUCCGUAUAACGCACAACCCUCAUUAGUGAGGCGAAACUCGAUCACUAGCGAAGACUCUAGUUCUGAACCGCCGAAGUUGAUUAUGGUAUUUUUUAUUGGAGGAUGUACAUUCGCUGAAAUAUCCGCCCUUCGAUUUCUGUCGCAACAAGAAGAUUUGAACGUCGAAUUUGUCGUGGGGACCACUAGACUGAUCAACGGUGAUACGUUCCUCACUUCUCUGAUGGAGGAUCUAGAACAGACGUGAUGAGGAAAUUAUAUAUUUCCAAAUACCAA